AAGUGAGGUGCCAUUGUGGUCGUGUCGUCGGUGGUGUAAGACUGGAUAUCAGGAUUUUUAAUGUGCGACUGUAUUGAUUGUUGUAUUUAAUUAUUUAUUUCUAGCAGUGUAUGAAAUGUCGAUUGACAUAUCCAGUGUGAUUGGUUUUACAUAAGUAAGUUCAAAAGCUUGUUCUUAGCAUAUAAAUAGUUCUGCACCCAAAAUCUUUCAAGCACUCUUUUCAGCCAAUGCGGUUAGGAAAUAUAAUAUGUUCAGCCCCUGAGCGCUGGUAUCACACGCCAUGAGGAGGUCCCGGCUGGCGGCAGUGCUGCUGCACCUGCUGGCUGGCGCUGCUGCGCUGCCCACCCUGCAGCCUGAGCUGCUGCACACAGAGCAGCUGGAACUGCAGACCAAUGCAAUCAGUGACGGUGUGACGGUGAACGCGGAGCUCGCCGCUGGUGCGCCCGGUCGGACAUUGGCAGCGCUGGAGACCGUGGGCCCUCUGAGUGAGGACACAGGCCCCGCGAGUGAAGCCGAGGGCGUCGCGUACGGAGCGUUCCGCCCUGUGAGUGACAGCUCGAGCGAGACUGUGGACCCUCUGGAUGAGGCCGAUUACGCGGAUGAGGACUCAGAGGACUUGUAUGAGGUCGCGCGCUCGUCGAGUGAGGCGCCUGGCCGGCCCGCGGCGGUGACGGAGGCCCCUCCAGGCCCCGAGCUAACGUCAGCGGCGACCAGCGGUCAGCACUGUCCGAGCCAGUGCGUGUGCUUCGACCUGACGGUGGACUGCAGCAGCCGGGAUCUGCGCCAGCUGCCGGCCGCUCUGCCCAACUGGACCAACGUGCUAGACCUGCACGAUAACCUGUUGGAGAGCCUGCCACGCGCCGCGCUGGCCUCGAUGCCCCACCUGAAAGUCAUCAAUGUGAACAGGAACGCACGUCUGAAGUAUUUGGCUGCUGACACGUUCGCCGAUAAUCUACUGCUGGAUGAGAUUGACCUGUCCGGCUGUAGCGGGCUCGGCGCCGUGCCGCCGCUCGAGCUGCCGCCGACCGUCCGCGUGGUGGAUCUCUCCGACACGGGCAUCGAGCAGUUGGAGGCGCCGGCGCUGCUCGGCUACGGACAUGUGCACAACCUGGACCUGUCCGACAACCGCAUCACCGGCCUGCCUCGGCGAGCCUUCCCAGACGGCAGCCAGCUGCGCCGACUGAAACUGCACAACAACAGGAUCAGCUCGCCCAGAGAGCUGCGGCGGCUGCGCAACCUGCGACACCUGGAGGUGCUCAAACUCUCCAAGAACCGCAUCAGCCGACUGAAGAAGGACAUGUUUCGCGGCCUGGGACAGCUGCGGGAGCUGGAUCUGAACCGGAACCGACUGUCGGAGAUCGACAGUCUCGUGUUCUCCGGUCUGCACAGCCUGCAGGUGCUGAAGCUGAAGCGCAACGGCAUCCGGCGCCUGAUGGACGGCGCCUUCUACCACCUGCACAACAUGACGCAGCUAUACCUCGACCACAACCAGAUCCGCAACAUCACCAAGGGGUGGCUGUUCGGCCUGAAGCCGCUGGAGCGCUUCAGUCUCAGUCACAACGAGCUGCAGCGGACGGAUCUGGACUGCUGGCGCUACUGCGAGCACCUGGCGUUCCUGGACCUCAGCUACAACCAGCUGAGCGCCGUGGACACGCACACGUUUGCCAAGCUGCCGCGCCUUCAGCAGCUGGUGCUCGACCACAACCGGAUCGCGCUGAUCGACGAGAACGCCCUGCGCGGCUCGCCCAAACUGAGAGACCUCGAGCUGAACAACAACCUGAUCUCGUCGACAAUCGAGGAGGGCAGCGGCGCGUUCUCCGGGCUGCACCAGCUGACGCGCGUCGGUCUGCGACACAACCGGAUCAUGUCCGUGUCGGCCGACUCGUUCACCGGCGCGGACGCGCUGGAGGAGAUCGAUCUGGCCGGAAACCCUCUGACCACGGUGCGCGAGGCCUCGUUCAGCCGUCUAACUGCUCUCCGUGUACUGGUGAUCGACUCGCAGAGUCUGCUGUGUGACUGCACGCUCCGCUGGCUGCCGACCUGGGUGCGCGAGGCCGGUCACGCGCAGACAGUGACGGCGCGGUGCCACCAUCCGCAGCGACUGCAGGGUCAGCCGCUACUCGAGGUGGCGCCCGACAGCCUGGCCUGCCACGAGUCGCCCAAACCGGCCAUCCGGCUCCAGCCGCGUACUGGGAAGACUCUGAAGGGUGACAACCUGACGCUGAGCUGCGAGGCCGAGUCGUCCGCUAACGACACGAUGCAGUUCGACUGGCGGAAGGACAGCCAGCUGGUGGAGGCCGGCCGCGCCGUGUCGCUGGCCUGGGCACACACGGACGGUCGGCCGGGCCUGGUGAUGCGCUCCGAGCUGUCGCUGGUGAACCUGACCGACGCCGACGCCGGCGAGUACCAGUGCGUCGUCUCCAACGGCUACGGCGUCUCGUACUCGAGCAAGGCGCGCGUGGACGUGCACGUGUUCCCGGUGUUCCAGCAGCGGCCGGCCGACCUGCAGCUGCGCGCCGGCAACACGGCCCGGCUCGACUGCAAGGCGUUCGGCCAGCCGACGCCGUCCAUCUCCUGGGAGAAGGACGGCGGCUCCGACUUCCCGGCGGCCAGCCAGCGCCGCCUGCACAUGCUGGAGACGGAGGACGGCUUCUACAUCGUCAAGGUGCAGGCGGACGAUCAGGGCACCUACACCUGCACAGCGCGGAACGAGGCGGGUGAGAUCCGCGCCAACGCCACGCUCAGCGUGCUCGAGGCGCCGUCGUUUGUCCAGCCGAUGGAGGACCGUGAGGUACCGGCCGGGGACACUGCCGUGCUGACAUGCAUGGCGGCCGGCUCGCCGGCGCCGCGACUCACCUGGACAAAGGACGGCGCACCGCUGCAGCUCACCGAGCGACAUUUCUUCACGGCCGGUCAGCAGCUGCUCAUCAUCGUGCAGACGGUGCCCGAGGACGCCGGCCGCUACCAGUGCCAGAUGAACAACGUGCUCGGGGAGCAGAGCGGGCUGGCCAAACUCACCGUGCUGCCCAGUUCGUCACUCGGUCUGGACGACGACUCAACCUACGCCAUCAUCAUAAUCGCCGUCGUGUCAGGCGUGGUGGUCACCUCGCUGGUCUGGGUCAUCAUCAUCUACCAGGCGCGUAAGCGGUCACUGCGCCAGCAGCGCAACCGCUCGACGGCCGCCGACCGGCCGCUGUCGCCUCCUCCGCCGCACACGGUGACCGUGUACCACCCGACUGCGCGGAGCACGCUGCUGCCGCGGCGCGCCUCUAGCGACCAGCUGUACACCGGAGACGACGGCUCGGAGCACAGCAGCGGCAAGGACAGCGGCCAGGGCGGCCACGACGAGCCGGCCGGCGCCGACCCGGCCGGCAGCUCACUGCUGGUCGCCGUGGCCGCCGAGUCGGACGACGAGGGUGUGGGCGGCACGCCGCUGAUGGACCGGCGGCCGCGCGUGCUCACCACGUUCCAGGGCGCUGUGGGCGCCGGGCCGGCCGGUUCGCUGCGCGACGGCCCGGCCAGCCGCGAGAGUCUGCAGACGGUGGUGCCGCGCCACCUGCUGGCCGACCGGCGGCUCGCCAAACUGGCCGACGGAGCCGUGGUGGUGGCGCGCGCCCGCUCCCAGCCCACCGAGGUGUGAGCGCCGCGGCGCGACCACCCACACCCAUCACCCACCCACCCGCCCUCUCACAGCGCCCCGGGCGCGGCCGGCAGCCGAGUUCUCCUCUACCCUCCCCUCGCGGCGCUCUCCCUCACCCCUCUCACACUGUAUCGUAUUUAUUACCGACGUAUCAGACGACAUAUCUCCUCUCUCGUUCGCCGUCUUGUCUGUCACUGUCAGUCAGUCUAUUCGCCCGACGGCGGCGUCUUUUCCGUUGGGCCGUGUUUCUAUGCGCGCGGCGCUGCGGCGCUGGCGGGGCUGCGGCUGGCCCGCCCGCCCCCAGUCAAUGACCGACACUGAGUCGGUGCCGAGGGCGCCCACAGGUGACCCUCGUAAUGCAUGUGAUAUAUUAUUUAUGUACAAAUAGUUAUUAUGGAGUCGAUUGAGCGGCCGGCCGCGGUGGCUCGGCCGGCGAGGCAAGCGGAGCGAACGGCCCAGCGUAUUGUUGAUCGUCAUCAUUUUGUAACGUAGACUAGCGUGUGCGUGUGUGCGGAUCAGUGUCGUAACAUUAUUUGCGAGUGUGUGUGAAUGUGAAUGUUCUCUUGUGUGUCCAUGAGUCAUCAGAGAUCUGAGGUCAUAUCCCAUGAUCGGUGUCAUACAAAGCGCGGACCGCGCGCCUGCGCGGUUGUAAUACAGAAUUUGUGACUGUG
Molecule: messenger RNA, 4311 nt
Organism: Amphibalanus amphitrite
Lineage: Eukaryota; Metazoa; Arthropoda; Thecostraca; Balanomorpha; Balanidae
Product: leucine-rich repeats and immunoglobulin-like domains protein 3
Exons: 12
Coding region: 281-3640 (1119 amino acids)
Molecular function (GO): protein binding
Source: RefSeq, a predicted model, not a curated record